AUGCUGGGAACACGAGUCGUCAUCCCGGCAAAGCUGCAGAGGGUAGUUCUGGACGAAUUACACGAGGGUCACCCAGGUAUAGUUCGCAGCAAGGCGCUAGCGCGUAGUUACGUCUGGUGGCCGUCCAUCGAUGGGGACCUUGAGCGUAUGGUGAAAUCAUGUGCACAUUGCCAAGAACAGCGCAGUGCCCCUUGCAAAGCUCCGUUGCACCCGUGGUCCUGGCCCUCAGUGCCGUGGCAACGCAUACAUAUAGAUUUUGCAGGGCCAUUUCAACAGUCAAUGUUUCUUAUAGUGGUCGAUGCUCACUCGAAGUGGCCAGAAGUAUUCCUGAUGCGUUCAACUACUACAGAUGCCACGAUUGAGUGCUUGAGAGAUGUUUUCGCUCGUUUUGGGUUCCCUGAGACGAUUGUUUCAGAUAACGGCCCACAGUUCACGUCACAGGAGUUCAAGCAGUUCGUAAGGGAGAUGGGUUGCCGACACGUGCAAACAGCCCCCUACAAUCCCAGUGCCAAUGGACUCGCGGAGCGUUUCGUCCAAACCCUGAAGAACGCGCUAAAGAAGGAUGACGCACGACAACCAAUGAAGGUAAAGCUCAACAAGUUCCUGCUCGCUUAUCGCAACACGCCCCAUGUUACAACGCACGAGGCACCAGCUAACUUGUUGUUGGGGCGACGUUUGCGCACCCGCCUGGAUGUGCUCAAACCCGCCGUGGGGGAAAGGGUGGCGUACGAACAGUUCAAACAAACGGUGAACAGACGGUGUCGUGUGCGCGAAGUGAGUGUUGGUGACCAUGUUCUUGCACGCAAUUACAGGGGACAGCCCAAACGGAUGCCUGCUGUGGUGACUGCUCAAAGUGGACCAGUGUCUUUCAGGGUACGAGCAUCGACACCUUCGGGAUUCUUCGAGUGGCGGCGCCACGAGAACCAGCUACUUCAAGGCACGGCAGGGCUUGCCGAAAACGCCGCGCAAGACGACGGUUUCUCCGUGUGGCCACAGAGCAACACCGAGCCGGAGCCAGCACCUUCAUUGCCUGCAGCUAGUGUUUCGCUUUCACGAACGACGUCGGUGACGGACACUUCUCGAGGCGACCAGGAUCGCCGCUACACAUUAAGGAAUCGCCGACCACCGGAUCGUUUCUGA
This is a messenger RNA of Rhipicephalus sanguineus (brown dog tick), 1140 nucleotides long. RefSeq lists its product as uncharacterized. Gene Ontology annotation, molecular function: nucleic acid binding. Gene Ontology annotation, biological process: DNA integration. The coding region runs from base 1 to 1140 and encodes 379 amino acids. The transcript has a single exon. NCBI's taxonomy places the organism in Eukaryota, Metazoa, Arthropoda, Arachnida, Ixodida, Ixodidae. The record is from RefSeq and is a predicted model, not a curated record.